UACUGUGUUUAUCGUAUUAUAUAAAUAUUUGACAUCUAGUGAAUUUGAAUUUGACUAUAAGCAGCUUUAUAGCUAAGAAUAUAACAAUAUAGCAGCAUCUGUUGUUUUGCAGGAUUUGUAGAAAUAACAAACAUACAGUGCUGAAAUGUGAACUGUGCAACUUACCUCAAUUACAGGUUAGAUUAUUGUUGAUGAUGGUAGAAAAUUCUCCCUCACCUCUGCCAGAGAGGGCGAUCUAUGGCUUUGUCCUCUUCCUGGGCUCCCAGUUUGCUUUUUUGCUUUAUUUAGUUUGGGCAUAUGUUCCUGAGACCUGGCUCCACGCUGUCGGCUUAACAUACUGGCCUCAGAAGUAUUGGGCUCUUGCCAUGCCGAUUUAUCUGCUGGUUGCGUUAACCAUGUGUUAUGUGGUGCUGUUUGGAGUCAAUAUGAUAAACACGGCUCCUCUGUGUUCUGUGGACAACGUCACAGAUCAUUUUGCUAAGACUCAGCUUCAGGAUGCAGGCCAGAAAGAGGCCAUACCUCGACUGCGAGAUCUGUCCAUUAGUGAAGUCAACCAUCAUUUCUACCUGACACACAAUGAACUCUGAGACCCCAGACUCUGGCAGUGAGAUGCAGUGUCCUUGCAUGAUGCUUCAUGUCUCCAAAUUUCUGAUCUGCAUUGAUCCAUAUAGAUGACCAGCAUCCAGGAUUGCUUUUCAUCAGUCCUGGCUUUUGGAGUUUGCUGAGGUUUUAGAUGCACCUUUUCCAUCACUCACUCAUGACAGGACAGACAUUUGACUUUAAGGUGAACCCUCAGCGUAAGGUAUGGUAAACACAUGACCCUCUGAGGUGGAGCCUAAUCAUGGCACUGAGCAGUGGGGAAAAGUGCUGAACAACUACACAGGUAGAAGGACUUUUCACAGUCUGAUUGAGAGGAAGUAAAAGUAGGAGUGCAAAGGCAGUGUGAGAACUUUUGUAUUACCAAAAAAUAUAAAUUGCUUUUAUAGUUAUAGCUCAACUUGUCCAUUUUGGUUAUUAUUGAUAGAGCUGUUUUUAGAACAUGCAGCUGAAAUUGCAAGUAUGAGAGAUUUCAGAAUGCUGUCUGGAUCUUGUACUUUGGGAAAUAUAGAAUUUUAUUUACAGUCACAAUUAUUUCAAACAAUUAAUUAAAAAAGAGUCAAUUCUGUGCAAAAGCCUUUGAAUUUUAAUUUAUGUCUUCUCUGUUAAUGCUGGUAGGAAAGAGUAAAAAAAAAAUUGAAAAGUAGAAAAAAAUCUAAAUGUUACAGAGAAAUCUUGUAUACAGUUAGAUUUAUUAAUAUUAUGGUUUACAGGAGUCUGUGAUGUAUAUGCAGGGAGUCCUUGACUGUACUGCUUUAUGAAAGUCACAUGACAGUCAUGGAGAUCACUAUCAGCUAUUAUUUGAUUGUUAUGGUUAUUAUUCAGCUGUAUGGUUACUAUUCAGCUGCAAAAAAAAGAUGCAAAACCUUUUUUUUUUUUGCCGUGCAAGAUCAUGAUAACUUUGUAGGGAUGGAGCCUAGAGCAUGAUAACAAGAUAAGCAGCAGCUCUGCAAAGGAACUGUGGAAGAUUCUCCAAGAUUCUCAGAACAACCUGCCAGUCAAUUUUCUUGUAAAGUCACAUGACAGAGUACCUAAAACAGUUGAUAAGGUUUAAAAGUAAAGGAUAGUCACACCAAAUAUUGAUAUGAUUUAUAACGUUUUCUUGUCUCUUUAUAUUGUUUUGUUUAGAUUUACAAGCAUUUAUUUUAAUUAUUUUUAAGAAUCUCCAAUUUUCCUUGUACAGUACUGUAUGGUUUUGACAGACCUAGACAUAGAUACUGAAUGAUCAGCAUAUACAGUAUAUUUCUGAUAUCCUAUAUUAAAUUACAGAAAUGA
Molecule: messenger RNA, 1872 nt
Organism: Pangasianodon hypophthalmus (striped catfish)
Lineage: Eukaryota; Metazoa; Chordata; Actinopteri; Siluriformes; Pangasiidae
Gene: pigp
Product: phosphatidylinositol glycan anchor biosynthesis, class P
Exons: 4
Coding region: 192-587 (131 amino acids)
Biological process (GO): GPI anchor biosynthetic process
Molecular function (GO): phosphatidylinositol N-acetylglucosaminyltransferase activity
Source: RefSeq, a predicted model, not a curated record